Exophiala spinifera is the source of this 1950-nucleotide messenger RNA. RefSeq lists its product as uncharacterized. Lineage: Eukaryota; Fungi; Ascomycota; Eurotiomycetes; Chaetothyriales; Herpotrichiellaceae. Gene Ontology annotation, biological process: regulation of DNA-templated transcription. The transcript has a single exon. Gene Ontology annotation, molecular function: DNA-binding transcription factor activity, RNA polymerase II-specific; zinc ion binding. Bases 1 to 1950 code for a protein of 649 amino acids. The record is from RefSeq and is a predicted model, not a curated record.
AUGCCGGUCCAGCGACCUCGAGAAACAUGCACCGAAUGUUCCAUGCGGCGGCAGAAAUGCGACCGCCAGAUUCCGUGCUCGAGGUGCGUCAAAAGAGGCAUCGCCGACAAGUGUACGCGCCAGUGGCCGACUCAGUACGAUCCCUCGAUCCAUCGGGUCUACAAAAGAUCGCGUCCAGUCGCGAGUGAAGGAUCAGGGGGCAGCGCGCCUUCUAGUCCCGCUCAUCAAGCCAAUACUGCUCCCACUGCAGGGUCUCGUUUGCCACAAGGAUUGAGUGACUUUGCAGCAUAUGACACGAGAUGGGCAGAUGAGCCACGCUUACAGUAUAACUUUACUCCGACUGACGCUCUCAUCUCGAGGCUCCGGACCCGAGAUCCAAACACCCUCCCUGACAAGUCCUGGAUCGACUUGAACGGGAUAGGCUUCAACUCCACGGAACACGCCCACUCGAAAUUCCUGCAGAUGUUACUGCCCAAUGUCGGCCACAUCUGGGACUUAGUCAACUAUCAUGAACUGUGCCUCUUGUGGUAUCAUGGCUGCUACUUUGGCCCACUCUUCCGAUGGGAACUGGAAAGCGUGCUCGCUGACCAGGAUCAAAAGGAAACACUGAUUGUUGACGGCCUCGACCUUCAGUGGCUUGGGCUUCUCUUUUCCAUCAUAGCCGGCAGCUUAACAUGUGCUCCGGAACGGAGACUGUCUCAGUGGGGAUUCCAGAAAGCUGAGAGAUCGAAAUUGCCGAUGCAGUGGUACAAGGCCAGCAUCUCGUGCCUAAACCAGGCGAAUUACACUUCCAAUCAUAGCAUAUAUGCCGUCCAUACAAUCGCCACACUGACUAUGUCUGCUCAUUCACUGGGACAGUCCGCAGAGCUAUCUGUUCUUCUCGGUGGCGCUCUGAAGAUUGCACAAAGCUUGGGGCUCGACAGACUAGACUACGACGCAUCGCUGGACGAGAUCACAACUACAUCAACGGAAGAGCAACGUCACAGACUGAUCAAAAGGGAGAUCGGCCGCAGAUUAUGGUCCCAGCUUUGUGUCCAGGACUGGAUGUCUUUACCAUUCAACGAGAGCUAUCACAUUCAACCGGGGCAUUUCACAACAACUAAGCCUUCCAACCGAAACUACCUGAAUAUGGACCCAAUUCCAAUAGAGUUUCCUACUUAUAUCAGCUACGGGAAUUAUUUGUUUGAAAUAGCUAAACUCAUGGUAAAACACCACGAGGAUAUUUCUCAUGCAACUACCCAAUUCACAACCUACGAACACGUUCUAGAAUACGAUUCGAGAAUGCGGACCCUCGCCACGAAAGGAAUGCCAACCUACUUCCAUGUGGUGCAGCCGAUUGAUCCAGCCUGGCCAGAAUGGAUUCCAGCAGCCAGGAGAAGUCUGACUAUAUGCUUUGCACACAAGAUGAUCAUGAUCCACAGAGCAUAUAUUAAGCAGAGCUUCAUCAAUCCGACUUAUUCUAUGACGCGUCUCACGUGCUUAGCUGCGGCUAAGACGAUCCUGAAUGAAGCAAAACAGACGAAGGACCUUGAUGGGCCCAUCAUUUGGGUAGAUAAAGCUUUCUGCAUCGUCGCGGCGAUUGUUCUCUGUCUGGAUCUCUUCCAUCGUCCUGCAUCCGAUCCUGUCUUUGACACGCACAAAGAACUAGUCUCAGAAUGCAUCGAAUACUUACGCAAGUUCGGCGGCGGUGUUAUUGCCGUUCGAGGGGCGAAUUUGCUAGCGGCUCUACUGACAGAGAGGAACAGGGUCACCUCUACUUGGGCGCGACAUCCAGAAGCUAUCGAUAUGAGGGAAAUCCUCGCCUUGGUGGGAGCAGAGAUGGACGGCGCUGUUUCCCCUGAUGAUACUCACCCGCGACUUCUUGCCGAACUAUUGCCCCCUCAAGCUGGAUUCUGCAACCGUUUCAUAUUUGAGAACCUGUUUAGCUUCAAGAACAACACCUCUGGGUGA